CCCACAGGGAAGAUGAGGAUGCUGCACAGCCCGAGGAGGACGCACAAUUUCCGCCUGUGAUUACGAUAGAAUGCAAGACAAUAUAAUCAUCAAAUUGGGUUGUUCAUAAAGUGGGCCAGAAAGACUCAUCCACAUAAACUUCUUGUUACCUCCUGGGCGUCGUCACCAGGAGGACCACAGGGUGGCACGCAGAGGCCUCGUUUUUUUUUGUUUUUUUUAUUUCCAAGCACCCUUUCGAGACUAUUUAAAUGACUUCUGACUGAAGUUGUUUUACAAUUAUUAAACAAAACGCCUCUCUCGAUGAGGCUCACGUGGAGCGCCAUGCUGCAGCACAACAACAAUAAUAAUUACCCGUGCCUGAAGGCGUCCCCUCGUGAGGCCCCUCUGAAAUGCCCCUUGGGCUCCCAGCCACUCCCCAGCAGGCUGGAACUCGGCUUGGCGGACCUACCGCUCAUCCGGGGCCUACGAGCGUGGGCGCUGUGCUCCAAGAACCGACAGAAGGGCGCCGCUCCGCCGAGCGGCACACCAGCACCAGUAACACCCCCCACCGGUCGGAGGACUUCUUGUCCCAGGCCGGCGGAUGUGCACUUGAGCGGGACAUGGGGUCCGGGGUAUGGCCUACCCCAAGCCGGGGCGGGCGCCUUGGUGACGGUGGCCACUCUGAAGACAUCCGAAGGCAACGGGAAAACGCAGACUCAGUGUCUCUUUCUGCGAAAUGACAAAGGUUUGUACUCAACAUCUGGUGGGAUCAGCGGGGCCGGAGCGUGGCUCAGAGGGAAACCUGGUACUGGACGGCGGGACGUUUCCGCUCCCCAAACGCAGACUGCGGCGAGCCGAGUUCGAGUUCGGUCGGGUCGCAGAUGGAGAAAGUCCACUCACCCGGUUGGCCGAGAGAAAAGACAUCCUGAUGAAGAAGUUGCUGAGAAUCAGGAAAAACAAGGCAAAGCCAUUCUGCAGCGUCUCGUCGCUACUGAAGAGGAAGGCUGUCGGGAACAAAGAGGACCAAGACAGAAAGAGGGAGCCUGUCAGAAAAUCUGCGGACCAGCUGCGAGUCCUGAAUGCCUUCAGAAUACCUCCGAUGAGGAAACCCAGAGGAAGCCCAGUCACGUGGUCAGCCAAGACAAAAAAACUCUUGAGGAUGUCACAGAGAAGCAAGAAAGGGGAAACAAAUUGGACCCGGUCUGCCAGACCAGUCUUGAUGAGAGUCCCUGUCUCCUAGAACUGAUCGGAUGCUUUGAAAACGCUUUCAAGAGUGAGAGGAAGUCUAGUCAUGUGGCCUGCCAAGACAAAAGAGUCCCUGAUGAGGAAGUCAUCAAGAAACAGGAAGAGCCAGACAAAGUCAGUCCGGAGCACCUCGCGAGUCCUGCAUGGGGGUUCUGUCAGGAAAGUCGAGAGCUGUGGAGUGCUGGAUGCCAUCGGAAUGUUUGCAAAGAGGAAAGUGCGAGGAGAGAAGGCACUUUGUGUGGGGAGAUAACAGGAACAAAGAGAGAGUUGGAAAAUAAUUCAGAGGAGAACGAGGAGGGGAAGGGUCUCUGCAAGAAUGGUCGAUCUAUUUUGUUGGGGCCCAACCCAGACGUGGAAUUUUCUCACUCUCACUCGGAAUGUAAGGCCGGCAAAGACUCCAUAAACAUAACAAAGAGACCAGAUGAGGAAAAGAGAAUCAUCCAGACGCCUUUUGAUGACAUCACAGCCGCAAGCAGAUGCAUCGAGGAUCCAGAAGCAGAAGGUGAGCUUUGCCAGGUUGGGAGAGCGCUCGGGAACAUUUGGCCUGACCCGGAGCCGGAGCACAAUGUGAUCAACGCAACAGAAUCUUCUUCAAGAAGAAACGUGGACUGUGAGGAAGGGACAGAAACUGAUUGGACGCCAAAUGAGGUAACUCCCGUUGGCCCCUGCCUGCAUAAUCCCACCCUCGCCCUGCCCAGCUCGGGCGCCAUGGCAACCAGUCAGCCCUGCGUCGAGUCAGAAGAAGUAGAAAAAAGAGGCCGAGACGGGAUAGAGCUGGAGAGCCGGGACAAAAAAACGGAGGAAGAGGAAGAUGAGUUUGGAGGGUUUAUGCAAGCGGAGGGAGAAGAGUGCAGCCGGGGCGUCGCCGAUUCUGUCCCGGUGUCUUGUGGGAGCUCAGCGGCCUUCGCGAGCAGUGAUUGGAAGCCCACCUGGAAGGGAAGUACGGACACGUGGACGGCUUUUCCACGGGAUGUGUGGGACCAGGGUCGGGAUUCGGUGGGACAGUGGUGGCCCGACGAGGAGAGGACGGAUGAGGUAGAUCACAAACUGGGUUUUCUCUUUGCCAAGGCCUUUCCCUCGCUGCCCACCUCGGCCCCACGUCAUCCUGCAGACGUCAUUCCCACAUUGACGCAGCUCCUCAGAGAAAGCAGCAGUCAGGAGCAGCGGCUGUUGGAGGGUUUACAUGACGUCAGCAAAAUGUCCAUCCACAAACACAAGCGUGGUGUCAGUGUGUCCCGAGGUCUUCUGCUGAGCUCCUUACACGUGGAGCAGCCCAGCAGCGACAACCGAGCCACUAAUAGGUGGUCGAAUCGGCGCCCGUCCCCUGGACUGCACUCACCCAAUCGGUACACUCACAACGUGGUGGCCAAGCGGCGGCUGUCAUAUGACUACAACAGGAGUGGGCCAGAGUGACGCAGGCAUCCGGUCAGCAUUCAGUCUUUUUUUUUUUUUUUUUU
This is a messenger RNA of Syngnathus acus (greater pipefish), 2681 nucleotides long. RefSeq lists its product as uncharacterized. Bases 301 to 2637 code for a protein of 778 amino acids. NCBI's taxonomy places the organism in Eukaryota, Metazoa, Chordata, Actinopteri, Syngnathiformes, Syngnathidae. The record is from RefSeq and is a predicted model, not a curated record. The transcript has 6 exons.